Molecule: messenger RNA, 2683 nt
Organism: Acanthopagrus latus (yellowfin seabream)
Lineage: Eukaryota; Metazoa; Chordata; Actinopteri; Spariformes; Sparidae
Product: basement membrane-specific heparan sulfate proteoglycan core protein-like
Exons: 11
Coding region: 53-2125 (690 amino acids)
Source: RefSeq, a predicted model, not a curated record
GCUCACCCCAGUCUCCUCUCCCCACCUUCCCCAGUGGCAGAGCCACACAGAGAUGAGAGGAGCAGUAAUGAGUUCAACAGCAGCAGCAGGUGGAUUUGUUGUCUUCCUUCUUUCUAUGCCAGUGAUACAGGGUCAGGAUGGCUGGGGAGUGACUUACAGCUCUACUGAGAUCUGUGCCUUCAAAGGAUCAACAGUGGAAAUAAGAUGCACCUACAGAUACCCGUCAACAGAAAAUGCAGUUAGAGUUGAAGAAGUGAUCUGGUUUACUGAAGGAAGUUCUCAUAGACCCUUUGAUCUGAGAAGGGAAUUAAGUUAUGCAGGUCGUGUGCAGCAUAUCUGCAGUAACAACAACUGCAGUCUGAGAAUCACAGACCUGAGAGAGAGCGACUCAGCUGAGUACAAGUUCAAGUUCAUAACAAACCAGACAGGUCGGAGUUAUACUGGUUCACCUGGAGUCACUUUGAGGGUCACAGAUCUACAGGUGCAGGUGCACGACGUCCAACAGGGUUUUAGCAGGACUAUACUGAAGUGUCAAAGUAGCUGUCUGCCUGACGUUUCUUCUUACAUCUGGUACAAGAGUGGACAGAAAAUUCAGGAAGGAAAAUCUUCAUAUUCAAGCCACAUUUAUCCCACAGACAGCUACUCUUGUGCGCUUAAAGGCCGCGAGGACUUUCCUUCUCCUCCAGUGUGUGUCCACAGGCAAACCUGCAACAGAGUGAUUCACACUGACAGAAGCAUCUGUGCCUUCAAAGGAUCAUCAGUGGACAUUUCUUGCACUUACAGCAGUUACAACACCAUCAGGUCUAAAUUCUGGUUCAGUCCUGAACGUUCUCAUCAGUGGCAGAGUCCUUCACAGCCUGAGGACCUUAGUGAAGACGCCCAGUUCGCAGGUCGUGUUCAGGUCCUUGAAUCAGAGAGAGGACGCUCCACUCUGAGAAUCACUGACCUGACAGAGAGUGAUUCAGCUCAGUAUCACUUUAAAUUCAAUACCAAAGACUUUGAGUGGAGGAGUAUUUUACCUGGUACAACUCUGACUGUCACAGCUCUGCAGGUGCAGGUGACCAGAAUAACAGUCCACCAGUCUGAUACUGAGGCAGAGCUGAAGUGUCACAGCAGCUGCAGUCCAGCUGCUCGUCUUUCCUACGUCUGGUUCAAGAACGGACAGAAAGUCAUAAAGGAGGAAAGUUCUGUAUAUAAAGACAGAUUUGAUCCUGGAGACAGCGUCUCCUGUGCUUUGAAGGGACACGAGGCGUACACCUCCCCCUUAGUGUAUGCUCUGAGGGUUCCCUCUGUUUUGGUGAAUCCCCUGGGUGAUAUCAUGGAGGGCAGUUCAGUGACUCUGACCUGUAGCAGUGAUGCUAACCCAGCAGCUAAUUACACCUGGUACAAGGAGAAUGGAGAUCCAGACCUUCAACCUCUCAGUAAAGAUCCAGAGCUUGUCUUCAGCUCCAUCCAGUCCUCUGACUCUGGAGAGUAUUACUGUACAGCUGAGAACCAGCUGGGGAGGAGGACGUCUGAAUACAUCUAUAUUAAUGUGACAUAUGGUCCAAGACUUCCCUCUGUGUCAGUGAGUCCCUCUGCUGAGAUAGUGGAGGGCAGUUCAGUGACUCUGACCUGUAGCAGUGAUGCUAACCCAGCAGCUAAUUACACCUGGUACAAGGAGAAUGAAGACUCACCAAAAGCAUCAGGACAGAUCUUCACCAUCACUGACUUCAGAGCUGAACACAGUGGGAAUUAUUCCUGUGAAGUCCAGAACAGAAGAGGAAGAAACAAAACCAGCGUACAUCUGACUGUGGCAGGAACAUGGAAGUCAACAGCUGCUGGAGCAACGGCAGCUCUCAUCCUGGCUGUCAUACUCCUGUCUGUCUUCCUAUGGAUCGGAAAAAAGAAGGCGUCUAAACAAUCAUCUGAGCCCGGAGAGAGAGCAGACACCAGGGAACAGUCUCUACCUACUCACCGUCAGGAUGACCUUCACUACGCCAGCAUCCAGUUUACCAGGAAGCCAACAAAUUCUCUCUACUCCAGCAUCCAUCCAGCUCCGCGCGACAGACACGAGGAAGAAGAAGACGCGAGUGUUGAGUACGCUGCUGUCAGAUUUUAUCGUGGUGGAAACUACCCAAGGUGAGCAGCAACAGGGACAUUUUUGAACUACCGCCUAGUGGUUAUAUGCUAAGCAAUGUUGGCAAUGCUUUGAAGAAAGUAGAGCUCCUAAGAAGCGACAACCUCACAAUAUGUAAGGUUGCAGCAACCUUCCCACCUCCAAAAUCAUUUCACACUCGAGUCCAAGUGUAGGUUUGAACAAAAAAACAAACAAAACACCUCAGUGCUUCCUGUAAUAUUGUCCUGACAAGAUUUGAGGUCACACUGACCUUUGACCUCCAAAAUGUAAUCAGUUCAUCCUUGAGUCAGAUUGGACAGUUUAAAGAAAAGUGUUUUUGAGAUAUCGCAUUUACAAGAAGAGCCCUGACGGACGGACAACCCAAAAAUAUAGCGUGCUAUCGUCGGCGUAGAGGCGUAACUAACCAAACAUUGGUUCUCACCUUUUUUUUUUUUUACUGGCCACCAUCAGCAUAAGAGAGAUGCCACAAAAUCUCACAUACUUGUCUUAUAAUAAUAACACUUUUAUUCUCAUAAUUUCAUAAAUGUUGCAUUGUAACUCUUUGGCCGUGUGCAUGCUUUCAAC